UAUCGUGAAUCCUCUGGGGAGCCUCAACAACAUCAUGAUACUGAAGAGGCAGAGAAAAGUCUCUCCAGAUCAGAACUCCUCAAGAAACACCAGCAGAGACUCACAGGACAGACACCUCACUGCUGUUCUGACUGUGGGAAAAGAUUCAACUCUUCAGUAGACCUUAAAAUACAUAAAAGAAUUCACAGUGGAGAGAAACCUUUUGGCUGUGAUCAAUGUGGGAAGAGUUUUAUUCGGCUACAAACCCUGAAAUCACACCAGAGAACACACACUGGAGAGAAACCUUAUGGCUGUGAUCAAUGUGGGAAGAGUUUUACUCAGCUAAGCAGCCUGAUGGUACACCAGCGGGGACAUACAGGAGAGAAACCGUAUAGCUGUAAUCAAUGUGGGAAGAGUUUUUCUACAUCUAGUUAUCUAAGGAUACACCAGAGAACACACACAGGAGAGAAACCAUAUAGCUGUAAUCAAUGUGGGAAGAGUUUUACUCAGCUAAACAGCCUGAUAGUACACCAGCGGACACACACAGGAGAGAAAGCUUUUAAAUGUGAUCAAUGUGGGAAGAGUUUUGGUACAUCUGGAUGUCUGAUGACACACCAGAGAACACACACAGGAGAGAAACCUCAUAGCUGUCAUCAAUGUGGGAAGAGUUUUGGUACAUCUGGAUGUCUGACAACACACCAGAGAACACACACAGGAGAGAAACCGUAUAACUGUAGUCAAUGUGGGAAGAGUUUUACUACAUCUAGCCAGCUGACUUUACACCAGAGAACACACACUGGAGAGAAACCUUAUAGCUGUGAUCAAUGUGGGAAGAGUUUUUCUCGGCCAGACAGCCUGAAUAUACACAAGCGGACACACACAGGAGAGAAACCUUAUAGCUGUAGUCAAUGUGGGAAGGGUUUUACUACAUCUAGCCAGCUGACUUUGCACCAGAGAAGACACACAGGACAGAAUCCUUAUAGCUGUACUCAAUGUGGGAAGAGUUUUACUUUGCUUAACAGCCUGGUGUCACACCAGAGAACACACACAGGAGAUAAAUCUCUUAGCUUUAAUCAAUGUUGGAAGAGAUACUCUGAUAAAAGAUCUCUGACUAAACAUCAGAAAAUACAUGAAGGAGUUGUUUCAUGAUAUCAGUGAAGUAAUGUAAAUGUAAAUGUAAUGUCACAAUGUGGAAUGUUAUAACAUUGUAGUAGGAGUAUUUUAAUGAUGUCACAAUGUAGAAUGUUUUAACAUUGUAGU
Molecule: messenger RNA, 1239 nt
Organism: Salmo salar (Atlantic salmon)
Lineage: Eukaryota; Metazoa; Chordata; Actinopteri; Salmoniformes; Salmonidae
Source: RefSeq, a predicted model, not a curated record